AGAGAUGACUUCCUUGGACAGGUUGAUGUGCCACUUAACCAUUUGCCAACAGAAGAUCCCGCAAUGGAGAGGCCAUACACUUUUAAAGACUUUUUGCUUAGACCAAGAAGUCAUAAAUCCCGAGUGAAAGGAUAUCUGCGCUUAAAAAUGGCCUAUUUACCCAAGAAUGGAAGUCAGGAAGAAGAAAAUGGAGAGCAAAGAGAAGAGCCAGAGGUUUGGGAAGUGGCUGAUCCUAAUGAUGCAGGAUCACAACGGCAACAGCAGCUACCUCCAAUGCCCCCGGGAUGGGAAGAGAAGAUUGAUAAUUUGGGCCGUACCUACUACGUCAACCACAACAACAGGACCACGCAGUGGAAACGGCCAACAUUUGUGGAUUUGGCAACUGAAACUGAAAAUGACAACCAUAUCAGACAAAUCAACCAAGAAGCUCACAGGGUGUUCCGCUCCAGACGACACAUCAGUGAAGACCUGGAGCACGAGCAAAUUGAGACGAGGGAUAUUGAUGAUACUUGGGAUUCGAUCUCUGAAGAGGUCAGCCUUCCCGGGGACACCCUGAACCAGUCUCUUCCUCCACCUGCCUCGCCAACUGCAGCUCCUCAGAGCAGCCCUCAAGACUUCUCAGAAGAGCUGAACCGCAGACUACAGCUCUGUCCUGACACAAAUGGCGAGCAGCUGGGCAUGGUUAUGCAGAGUCAGCCAUCAUCCAGACUGCGGUCAGCUAGUAUGACGGAUGGAGUCAGUGAACAGGCUCAGCCUCUCCCUCCGCAGAAUAACGAGUCUAGGAGAGCCCGUGCCCAAACAGUUAUUGGUGGCGAAGACCAAAUGCAGCCAUCACCUAUGGCCUACUUGCAUACCACUCCUGGUUUGCCUCCAGGAUGGGAAGAGAGGAAAGACAUAAAAGGUCGCACCUAUUAUGUCAACCAUAACAAUCGUACAACUACCUGGACCCGUCCUAUCAUACAGCAUACAGAAGACGGGGCCUCCACCUCAACCUCAAACCUCAACAGCCACCUAAGUGAGCCCCAGCUCAGGCGGCCUCGCAGCCUCAGCUCUCCAACAGUAACCCUGUCAGCCCCACUCGAGGGUGCCAGCACUGUUCCCAUUCAUCGAACUGUAAAAGACACAUUUUCCAACCCCCAGUCCCCACAGCCGUCUCCGUAUAGCUCUCCCAAACCACAACACAAGACGCAGCAGAGCUUUCUACCCCCUGGUUGGGAAAUGAGAAUAGCUCCUAAUGGCCGUCCCUUCUUCAUUGAUCACAACACUAGAACUACAACUUGGGAAGAUCCACGAUUAAAAUAUCCUGUACAUAUGAGGACUAAAGCAUCUCUAGACCCAAGUGACCUUGGUCCUCUGCCUCCUGGCUGGGAAGAGCGAGUACAUGCUGAUGGAAGGACAUUCUACAUAGACCACAACAGUAAAAUUACGCAGUGGGAAGAUCCAAGACUGCAGAAUCCAGCCAUCACAGGCCCGGCAGUGCCAUACUCUAGAGAAUUCAAACAAAAGUAUGACUACUUCAGGAAAAAAUUGAAGAAACCUGCGGAUAUCCCUAAUAGAUUUGAAAUGAAGCUUCACAGAAAUAACAUAUUUGAGGAAUCUUACAGAAGAAUUAUGUCCCUAAAGAGACCAGACAUCCUCAAAGCUAGACUGUGGAUUGAGUUUGAAUCAGAGAAGGGGCUCGAUUAUGGAGGAGUAGCCAGAGAGUGGUUCUUUCUGCUUUCCAAGGAAAUGUUUAAUCCUUAUUAUGGCCUUUUUGAAUACUCUGCCACAGAUAACUACACACUUCAGAUUAAUCCCAACUCUGGCCUCUGUAACGAAGAUCAUCUGUCUUAUUUUAAAUUCAUUGGACGAGUAGCAGGAAUGGCCGUGUUCCAUGGCAAGCUGUUAGAUGGUUUCUUCAUCAGGCCCUUUUACAAGAUGAUGUUAGGAAAGCAGAUUACACUGAAAGAUAUGGAAUCAGUGGAUAGUGAGUACUACAACUCUUUAAAAUGGAUUCUGGAAAAUGACCCAACAGAGCUGGAUCUCAGAUUUUGCAUAGAUGAAGAAAACUUUGGCCAGACGUACCAAGUGGACCUGAAGCCCAGCGGAUCUGAAAUGGUUGUAACAAAUGACAAUAAAAAAGAAUACAUUGACCUUGUGAUUCAGUGGAGAUUUGUAAAUAGGGUCCAGAAGCAGAUGAAUGCUUUUCUAGAGGGUUUUACUGAGCUCAUUCCAAUCGACUUGAUAAAAAUCUUUGAUGAAAAUGAGCUUGAGUUGCUCAUGUGUGGCCUUGGGGAUGUGGAUGUGAAUGACUGGAGGCAGCACACCGUCUACAAGAAUGGCUACUGUCCAAAUCAUCCUGUCAUUCAGUGGUUCUGGAAGGCUGUGCUGCUCAUGGAUGCAGAGAAACGUAUCCGUUUACUUCAGUUUGUUACUGGAACAUCUCGCGUGCCCAUGAAUGGGUUUGCUGAGUUAUACGGUUCCAAUGGUCCUCAGCUUUUCACAAUCGAGCAGUGGGGCACUCCUGACAAACUUCCAAGGGCGCAUACUUGCUUUAACCGCUUGGAUCUGCCAACCUACGAGUCUUUUGAAGACUUGCGUGAAAAGCUUUUAAUGGCUGUGGAAAAUGCUCAAGGAUUUGAAGGAGUCGACUAAAGAAAAUGGAAGCCAUGCCCAGCUCUGUGACAUUUUCUUUAGUAUGUAUUAGGAGUGACUCUACGGUGGCGCUGUCUUCUAUGACUGUAACUAUUCUGAAUUCCUGGUCGUCACAUGUAACCUCUACAUUACGCUGAUGUUAAUAAUACGGACUUCUGCGUGCAAAGAGAAACGGUGGCCCACUUUCUGUCCUUGGGUCAAGGCACAAUGUGAUAAUAGUACACUGAAAACGUUGGGCUCACUUUUUUUACUGCUAUUGUAUUACGCCUUGUGUUUACUUUAGGAAUGAUGCAGAAUUUGUAAGAUUUGUCUGCCAUUUAAAUGGCCACAGCAUUAACCAAGAACCUUUUCCCAGCUAAACUUCUUCACGCCUGUUUAACAAGAAUGUAUCCACUGGAUUGUUUUCUAGGUCUGUUAACAUGAAAUCAGUUAUAAAAUUGGGUUAAAGGUUUUUGUUUUGGGGAGGGGGAGGUUGAGGGUGGCCUUCUUUUUUAAAAUGAUAACUGAGUUUUACUAAUUCAUGUAGCAUAAUUUUAAAUGAUGGAGGUGAGAGUAUUAAUGUGAAUGAAAACUUAAAAGUAAAUCGUAUUAGAAAUGAACUACAGUAGGGUCACACUAUCAUCACCACCUGAUCAAUGCAAUGUCACUUCUUUAAAAAAAGAGACAGAAACACUGUUUUCUAAAGAUAUAAGACUAUUAAAACACAAAUUAUGUGCGUGGUUUAUGUAUAAUAUACUGCAGACGUAGUUACACUUGACCCUCCUGAUACUGCUUGUUCCCGACACACUACUUACUCAUCAACGUGUAUUCUUUAUCUUUUCUUGAAAGGUCCCUAAUGGUCAAUGAUGGGAGGAUCAAACUAUGAGCAGGACGAGACUGGACGUUUAGUUUGCACACUCGCCCUAGUAGGGGCUCACGUUACCUUGUUCACCCCUCAGUCUUUCGGUUUCCCACUUUAUGCUCCAAUUCCACUGAAGGGCACUUUAUGCAUCACGUGUUGUAUUUUACGUUAAUCUGAAUGUGUUUCUAUUCCUUGAGCGCACCUGUUUGUGUGGUGCCCUUUUUU
Polypterus senegalus (gray bichir) is the source of this 3700-nucleotide messenger RNA. It is a transcript of the gene nedd4l, whose product is annotated as NEDD4 like E3 ubiquitin protein ligase. The record is from RefSeq and is a predicted model, not a curated record. Gene Ontology annotation, biological process: ubiquitin-dependent protein catabolic process; regulation of dendrite morphogenesis. The transcript has 26 exons. Lineage: Eukaryota; Metazoa; Chordata; Cladistia; Polypteriformes; Polypteridae. Gene Ontology annotation, molecular function: sodium channel inhibitor activity; ubiquitin protein ligase activity; protein binding. Bases 64 to 2634 code for a protein of 856 amino acids.